UUCUAGCGCCAAAAAUCAAAACAAAGAAAAUAUCAACAUUCGAAGCGAAGUUAUGGAGUUUAAAAAGAUAAAAACUUACGGGAGAUUUAAACAUCGUGUAAUUAAGAGCGAUCUUUGGAUCUCAACUAGCUCAGAAAGCUCAAUAAGCGAUGGAUCUAUAUUAUGUGAGAAUAUAUCAUCACAAACCGCGGAUAUUUCGUCCAAAGGGAAAGAGAAUGCUCGGCCUGGUCACUCAACCCCAUACAGCGGGAAUUCACGCGUCACCGUCAGACGGCGAAGACUGCCAACCAUCAGUCCUCUUCUCACAGAAUCACCAUCAAACGCCAAAACCAGCCAGUUUGACAGUCCUAGCUUGUUCUCUGAUACCAGCAACAUAGAUUAUGAAGACUUGGUCAAUGAGAGUGAAUCACGGUGUAACACAGCCAAUCAGAGCGAAUCAAGAUGCAGCACAGCCAAUCAGAGCGAUGCUAAAUUAAGCAUUGCUAAUUCGAGUUUGACAAGUGAAUCAUCGGAUUCCACAACAAGAAAAGAAAUAGAGGUGGAAAUAAAACUACAAAAACUUUCAAGCAAUGAUAUUCUAAAUAUCUCCGAUGGGAUAAAAUGCUUAUCCCUAAAUGAAGAAAUUCUAGAUGAAAUUUCCUCUGAUGGAAUUCUCAGACAUUCGGACAUGAAUAGCCGAAAAAGUAUUUCGGGCAAAGUAAAACACACUUCAUUUGAAUCUGAAUGCGAGAUUCCUUCUAAUUUCCAGUCUAGACAAAACGAAGAAAUUUCAGCAGACGAUGACUUACCUUUGGCAAAGAAAUUUCGAGAGUUUCGUUUACUUGAUGCGAAAGUUUAUCUGAGUGGAAAAGAAGUCUGA
Molecule: messenger RNA, 859 nt
Organism: Dendronephthya gigantea
Lineage: Eukaryota; Metazoa; Cnidaria; Anthozoa; Malacalcyonacea; Nephtheidae
Exons: 3
Coding region: 53-859 (268 amino acids)
Source: RefSeq, a predicted model, not a curated record